Molecule: messenger RNA, 918 nt
Organism: Symbiodinium necroappetens
Lineage: Eukaryota; Dinophyceae; Suessiales; Symbiodiniaceae
Source: the annotation of a GenBank genome assembly
AUGCUGCUGCUGCUGCUGCUGCUGGCACCGGCUGAAGUCGAGGUUGUCGCUGCUGUGAUCCGCGGCUCCUCGCGCAAGCGCAAGCGAUAUUCGGCCCACAUCAUCAGCAAUGCAAUCUUACACUGGUACAAGGUGAAGAAUCUAACCCCCAGAGGGGUGAGCACCCAGGCUUCCCUCUUCAAGAAGCUCUGUCGGAAAACGGAUGCAUCCAACAUGAAGGCCAUGCAAGAGCUCAAGACGGAGCUACUCCCUUUCCUUCCGCGCAAGAAGAACCAGGCAGACUCGGAGGUGCUCGAGAGCUUGAAGUCCAUCGGCCCGAUGAAGACGCAGCCUUUCCUGCCCAAUGUUCAGUGGAAAAGUGGAAACGUCACAGAAGAUGCUGAGGGCGGCUGUGAGGAUUGGGAGGCUGGUGGUACGCAAAAGAAGAAGAGGUCGAAAGGGCCUGCCAAGAAAAAGGGUGCCAAAGGAAAACCUGUGCAGAGUGAGGAGAGCACCCCCUCGAAAGAGAAGCCCAACAAAAGGAUGAUGGUUUUCGGGAAGUACACUCCGGGAAAGUUUGCUCAGGCCCGGAAAAGCUACAUAGCUCGGAUUAAGGACACCUGUGGCUACAGAGAGGCUUGCAAGCGCUGGAACAAUUCAGAUGAGAAGUGGGAGCUUCUCAGUGAGAUGCCCCAUCAGGACAACGACUUUGUCGAGUUGUUCGCUGGUGAUGCUGAGGAUGGUCGCCAUGGUGUUGGCAUGGAUAUUAUUGAUGACCCCAUGGCCUUCGACCUCACCUCUGAUGUUGGGUUUAUCUUGGCGAUUAAUGAGGCUGAGCUUCUGCCGCCGAAGGACCCGUACCGUGUGGACAUGGCCAAGACCGACUUCGAGCUGUUCCGUGAUCACAUGUCUGACUUGGACAAGGAUACUUUUGAUGAU